AUGUGUAUCGCUUUGAUCUCCACCGCCCACCCGGACUAUUCAUUGAUCGUCAUCGACAAUAGAGAUGAAUUUCUCCACCGACCAACUUCAAAGCCAGACUGGUGGCCGGAGCCGUUCUCGUAUGUUCUCGGAUCACGCGACCUUGCACGUUCAACCCACGGCACGUGGAUGGGAGUGACAAAACAGGGGAAGUUGGCCGUUCUCACAAAUUAUCGCGAAGACAAAGCCUCUCUAGCCAUCGGACAAUAUAGUCGCGGCGUAAUCGUGAACAACUGGCUGACCGGUCCGACGAACGAGAGGCAGACUACUCACAGCUUCGUGCAGUCCAUGGUGGCCAGCGAAGAGGCGAAACAAGUGGGCGGCUUCAGUCUGGUAUGUGGUUAUAUAAACGAGCCCUUGGCCAUUGUCUCCAACCGCUCCUCCGAUAUGGAUCAAAUUACCUGGGUUGCAGCAGAAAAGAAACAAACCAAAGGCCUGAGCAACACGACUGUGGAUGACCGAUCAUGGCCGAAGAUCCUCAACGGCGAAAAGCUAAUGGAUUCCGCCAUUGCAAGUCACGCUCAAGCUCAAGAAGAUGAGGAUAGCUUGAUCGAGCGUUUAAUUCAGGUUCUCAGCGUCGACACUUUACCUCGAUUGCCUGAAGGCGAGAACCAUAGUAUUGACAAUUAUGUCCAACACCUAAGGAAAAGUAUUUUUAUCCCUGUCAUUGGAAGAAAAGAUGAUAUCAAUCGAGCCGCAAAGACAACUGCCGCAGCGCAAGUCACAGAUGAGGCAAACAAGUCACCAGCAAACCAACCACUAGGGUUGGAUUAUAGCAGUGGCCCAUACGGAACUCAGAAGCAGACUGUUCUCCUCGUCACACCCGACGGGCGGGUGCGAUACUUUGAGCGGACAUUGUGGGACAGCAACGUGAACGCUAUACCCAUCGGGAAAGGCGAUCGGUCUUUCGAGUUUCAUAUCGAGAGAUAA
Penicillium verhagenii is the source of this 969-nucleotide messenger RNA. Its product is annotated as NRDE family protein. The coding region runs from base 1 to 969 and encodes 322 amino acids. The transcript has 2 exons. Gene Ontology annotation, cellular component: Golgi apparatus. Lineage: Eukaryota; Fungi; Ascomycota; Eurotiomycetes; Eurotiales; Aspergillaceae. Gene Ontology annotation, biological process: protein secretion; Golgi organization. The record is from RefSeq and is a predicted model, not a curated record.